CGUACCUACCGCACGUACAAGCCAAGCAGCAUCGCUUCCUCCAUCAUGGACGCCAUGGACGACAAUCCCUUCCAGACCGAUCAGGAAGGCUUCGGAUCGCAUGCCGAGGAGCGGCAAGCCCUUCAGCAGGAAGAUGAGCAGGCCGCGCCAGACCCUGCACCGGGUCCCUCGACACCGCCAAUCCAAGCGAACCGACCGCAUCCAGUGGCGACGCAGUCCCCCCGCCUGAGAGAUGAUCCGUCUCGCAAGGAUGCCAUUCAGAUCAUCGACGCUCAAAAGACUUCAGAGGGCGGUACAUCGUCGUCCUACAUUGUCUACCUUAUCAGAUCAGAGCAAGGCGACGCGAGGAGGCGGUACAGCGAAUUCGAGUCGCUCCGUGCCAUCUUACUCAAGCUGUAUCCCGUCCUCAUCAUUCCGCCAAUCCCGCCCCAUCACACACUCUCGGACUAUGCGGUCAAGCAGAGCAAAGCCAAAGAAGAUGCCAAUGUCAUCGCCCGUCGCAAACGUAUGCUCACCGUCUUUCUCAAUCGUAUCGGCCGACACCCCAUCCUGAGCAAGGAGGCCCUCUUUAUCAAGUUCCUGCAAGGCAAUAUACCAUGGGCGGAAGUGGCACAUUCGCCCAUGGUCACUCAGCUGCCAAAGAAUCCCCUGCGCGCGCCAGCAAGAGAUCCGACCGACACCGCCGCUGCGCAACUCUAUGCUUCACUGCCGCUACCGUCUACGGGUCAACUGCCGCAGGAGCCAGACCAGCGCUUUCUUGACUCUGAAGCCUUCACCGCCAAGUUCUCUGCUCAUCUUACCACCAGCAUGGAGCGCAUCAACCGCCGUCUCAUGAAGCGAUGGGCGGAUUUCUCUGCCGAUCACGCCGAGCUGGGCGCCAUCAUGAACGGCUUCGCGUUGACCGAAGGCGAACCCCUUGCGCCUGCGAUCGAGAAGACCGGCCAAGCGGUCGACGCAACCUAUGUUCACACUAACGUGCUCUUGCAAGAGUGGGAAAAGACCUUCACUGAACCUCUGGCAGAAUACGCGCAGUUCAGCACGAUAAUCAAGGGCUUGCUCAAGUUCAGGCACAACAAGCACAUGCAGUUUGAGAUGACGCGUGAUGUCCUCGAGACCAAGCGCGUCCAGCUGGAAGAACUCGAGCGCACAGAAGCAGAAGCGAGGCGGCUAGACUCGGCACUUGAUCGAGCGAGCUCUCGUGUCAGACCGCUCGACAGCCAAGGUGAGGUCGAACAUAGCUCGCGAGCGAGCGAGGAAGGGCCUCAAGACGAAGCCAACAAUGAUCUUGCUUCGAGCGCUAUGCAUGGAAGGACAGACUCCACGAGCUCUGCCAGUCGUCGCGCUGGCUCCUUCGGCUUCUUAGGCUCGCUCAGUCAUUCCAUCCAGAACAUCAUGGACAACGAUCCCGAGGCGACCAGACGGAACAGUAUUGGUAAAACGCAAGAUACGAUUGCACAACUGCGCGAAGGCCUCCUCUCGACCGAACAAGAUCUCGUCUUUGCCAGCCAGACCAUCCAGGCCGAUCUCGAUCGUUUCCAGCGUCAGAAGGUUGCAGACUUUAGAGAGAUGUGUCUCGCCUUUGUCAACAACCACAAAGACUGGGCUCAACAGAAUCUCGAGCAGUGGCAAGAAGCUAAAGCAGAGAUCCUAAAGAUUCCUGACCCACCUCAGCUGUUGUACUCGUAGAGCGUGCAUGUCAUCCAUCAUAUGUGAUUGACGU
Messenger RNA from Mixia osmundae IAM 14324, 1720 nucleotides. RefSeq lists its product as uncharacterized. Gene Ontology annotation, biological process: retrograde transport, endosome to Golgi. The transcript is spliced from 4 exons. The record is from RefSeq and is a predicted model, not a curated record. Bases 46 to 1686 code for a protein of 546 amino acids. Gene Ontology annotation, molecular function: phosphatidylinositol binding. NCBI's taxonomy places the organism in Eukaryota, Fungi, Basidiomycota, Mixiomycetes, Mixiales, Mixiaceae.